AUGCCAUAUCUUAAAACAGCUGCAAAAAACCAGACACGAUCAUCAUUGUUGGAUAUCAAGUCACGGAAAUGUGGACUACGGCACACUGUGUUCUUUGUGAAUGGAAAUGAAUAUACAGGAGAGUGGAAAGACAACCAGAAGCAUGGUGAGCGGCUUCUUCCACCACAACUCCUUUGGUCACCUAGUUAUAACAUGUGAAGUACUUGCUAUGUAAUGGAUGACAUUUACACUUUUAAUGUGUCUUUUAGGAAAGGGAACUCAGGUUUGGAAGGAGUCUGGAAUGAUUUAUGAUGGAGAGUGGAAAUUCGGAAAACGUGAUGGAUAUGGUACCUACAGUGUGCUUCUCCCUCAAAGGAAGGAGUACUUGAGAAAGUACUGUGGGGAAUGGAAGAAUGGAAAGAAGCAUGUAUUGAAAUACUAUUAUUUAUAUACACUGUAACAUCAAUAAUGCCUGUUGUCUGAGCUUACAUUGCCUGUGUCAUAUAUCGCUAAUCAUUACCUUUCUCUCUAGGGGUAUGGGACAUACUUCUUCAGUCACUCAUCAGUUUAUGAGGGGGAGUGGAGUGAGGACGAACGGAGUGGCUGGGGAAGAAUGUUCUAUGAGAAUGGAGACAUCUAUGAGGGAGAGUGGAUGAAGGAUAAGAAUCAUGGAAAAGGCAUCAUUCAAUUUUGUAAGCAGACUUUGCUAUCAUACAUUUUCAGUUAAAAUGGAUUAGAAAUUGAGUGUGACAAUGUUUGUAGAUCUAACAUUUGACUUUUCUCCUUUCUUGAGUGAAUGGAAACUGGUAUGAAGGCACCUGGAAAAAUGGCUUGAAAAAUGGAAACGGGAAAUUCUAUCAUUCUGACAAAGGUCAACUUUAUGAAGGUUUUUGGGUGGAUGGGGUUGCAAAAUGUGGAACUCUGUCUGAUUUUGGAAGAGAUGACGCACCUGCACCGACAAGAUACCCAAUCCCACAGGUACAACAUUUUCCUUAUGACACAGUCACAGAUCCAUUUACAAUUCAGCCCUUGUGUGACAAAUCAAAUAAACAUUUGUAAUAAAGCUCUUUCUCUUGGCGUAACUGUGAAGAAAUGAAGCUUUUCUUUGUUUUUCAAGGUUCAACUGGUCGACAUGCAAUUGGUUCUAAGGGAAGGCCAGUCAGCCUACCUUACCAGAGUUGAAGAGGGACAAGAGGAAGACCGAUAG
Messenger RNA from Xyrichtys novacula (pearly razorfish), 1186 nucleotides. NCBI's taxonomy places the organism in Eukaryota, Metazoa, Chordata, Actinopteri, Labriformes, Labridae. The record is from the annotation of a GenBank genome assembly.